CACUUGCUCUCUUGUUUGUGUGAUUUUUUAUUUGGUCGCUCAGUGGUAGGAUAUUUGAAAAUCCUGCCUCUGUCUCCAUCAUGAUGAAGAGCUCCACUGUCCCGCCGCUGUCUGUUUAAGCACCUUGGAGAACUCCGCUCCGCAGCACAGCGCACCGCAGAGGCUGAAUCUGGACUGUGCGUAAACUACGUCAAAUCCGUACAGAGGCUUCACUGGCAGCGCCGCCUUGUCUUCACCCUUUGUUGGUGAUUUUUGCCUGACUCUUAACUUCUUCAGGUUUUGCCUGCAUUGCCUUAUAGCUAUAGGACUAGAGUCCCCUCUCCUCGCUGCCAGGAUAUCAGAGGUGUUGUGGAGACUGCAGGGGAGAUUUAGAGUGAUGCUGUGUGGUUCAUAGCUCUUCAUCCCUUCGCCGGAUCGGGUUUCUCUGGAUUGGCCGAGGCAAAUGCCAUUCAGUACACUCUCCCUGUCCGCAUGGUAUAAACAGCAUGGCCACCGCACAUUCCAGUGGGUCUAAAUAUAUCUAUUAAGGCCACAGGAGGGGGAGGACUGGUGCAUGGUGGGGGUUUAUCCUGGGACAUUUCACUGCCGUGGUGAACUCGCACCACUUGAAUUAUCUUCCGGAGAUUGACAAUCGGUUAUUGCACCCACAGAGGCGAACUUGGCCCUAUCCAAACAUGCCCUCGAGUUACAAUGUGAGAUCCAGGGCGCGGGAGAGAAACAGUGUCCUGAGCAGACCUGAGUUCAUGUCCUUGAAUCAUCAGCCCCUCCGCGGCGGCAGCGGCAGCAGCAGUGGCGGCGGCGGCGGCGGCGGCGGCGGUGGCCCCUCUGAAAGCCGAGGCAGCGCGAGGCGACCGGGUCAAAACAAGCACCAAACAAGCCAGCAGAGUGAAGAACCUACCGACAGUGGCAGCAAGGACAGGAGAGAGCCCAGCAGAAUGCCAGAGGAAGACUGUAUGCAGCUGAACCCUUCAUUCAAGGGGAUAGCAAUGAAUUCCCUCCUCGCCAUUGACAUCUGUCUGUCCAAGCGCAUGGGGGUGUGCGCCUACACGUCGUCUCCCUGGGGAGGCUGCCGCUCCAUGGUCACCCUGUUAGCGCUCACAGGGCACGGCAUCACGUGGAUCAUUGGCACUAUCGUGUGUCUCACAAGGAGUAACACUCUGGCUGGACAAGAGGUCCUGGUCAACCUGCUGCUUGCGCUCAUCCUUGACGUCAUGACCGUGGCUGGAGUCCAGAGACUGGUGAAGCGCAAAGGACCCUGGGAGAUGACACCGGGCUUCAUGGACUGCGUCGCCAUGGACUUCUACUCCUUCCCUGCUGCUCACGCCAGCCGAGCCGCCAUGGUCUCCAAGUUCCUGCUGUCCCACCUGGUCCUGGCUGUGCCGCUACGCAUCCUGUUGGUGCUGUGGGCCUUUCUGGUGGGCAUGUCACGGGUGCUGCUAGGGAAACACCACCUAACUGAUAUGGUGUGUGGCUUUGCACUGGGCAUGUUCCACUUUAGUUUGAUGGAGACUGUGUGGCUCUCCUCAAGCACCUGCCAGACUCUUAUUUCCAUAAGCACACUCAGCUGGAGCCCCUUUUUCUGAGCUCCUGGUGUAAGGCUAUGCUAGCACACAAGGCUUACUUAAUACACGAACACCACAAUGUCAAAGACUUAGGUAGGUAGGUAAGUUAUUUUUCCAAGGGUUUUGAAGUUCUUAUUGCAAAAAGAGAAGCAUUAAUAUCUUGAUGCAGAUGCUGGCUUGCAUGUAACACCCAAGACAAGCAGGUCACAAGACCUUACAAGGUCUUUACAAUGCUUCACAAAUCCUUGUAUCUUCAGUCAGAUCUACUCACACACACCUCUACUGCGCCUUCAUAAUAAAGGGAAAAAUAAGACAAAUGUAAACUGGCAGCAAUUUGGUAGAAAUGUACAUGCAGAAUUAAGGUUUUUGAUUUUUUAAAGAUUUUUUUCUUUGUUUUAGAUUUUUGAUUCUCAUACAGUUUGAAAGCUGGUAUCAUUCAUCCAUAACUGAACUUUCGAUUUAAUAAAUUCUGUCUUGAGUUUGUGUGCCUCCUUCUCUUUACCAUCUUACUUCCUUUUACAUCUACUCUGUUACCUCUUCCUUUUUUCUCCAUUUUUUUUUGUAAAUGUUUUGCUUUUAUAUUGGAUUAGUAAAAUACUUAAACCAUGUUGAACACUGAAUAGAGUUUGGUGUAAGACUGUAAUAUUGGAUGUGACACUAAAAUAGGUGAUUGUUUGGAUAUUCCGCAUUGUUCCUAAUUGGCAUGAAGAUAAUGUUUGCGUAUUUCUGAUCUUUUUACUGUAUGUUCAUCAAAUAUGAACUUAUUUUUGUGUAAAACAAAUGUCACACUUGCACAGAAUUUAAUAUUUUUCUUACAGGUUCAAAUAUGAUUUCCUUCAACGUGCCAUUUACAGUCUGCUGUAAUGAGCUGAGAUCUUUUCUUAUUGCGCCUCAGCUCUUUCAUUUCAGGCUGCUGCCUAACAGAUGAUUAUGGUUUGUCUGUGAUCCUGAUUCUAUGCCCCAAUAAACAACUGAAGCCUGCAAAGCAAAAAUAUCUGUUUGAAGUAUCAGUUUUUAAGAAUUCAUGCCUUUAUUUUCUGAAUGUGUUUUUUAUGGAUAUUUGAAUGAAAUCUGAUUUUUUCUUUUUCCUUUCUGGCAAACGUAUUUCAGUGCAUUGGUUUGGUUUUUAAAUACUGUUUUAUGUACAUUAGUUUAGUUUGUUCUCUAUUUCAUGUUUUUACUUUGUUUUUCCAUCUUAUUAAUAAAAUGAGGUGGACUGUCA
Molecule: messenger RNA, 2784 nt
Organism: Seriola aureovittata
Lineage: Eukaryota; Metazoa; Chordata; Actinopteri; Carangiformes; Carangidae
Product: inactive phospholipid phosphatase 7
Exons: 3
Coding region: 675-1583 (302 amino acids)
Cellular component (GO): nuclear envelope
Molecular function (GO): sphingosine-1-phosphate phosphatase activity
Source: RefSeq, a predicted model, not a curated record